AUGCCGAUGGGAUCUCAUUGUAUCAGAGUUACAGCACCAGGAAAGAUAAUCCUUCAUGGAGAACAUGCAGUCGUUUAUGGAAAGGUGAGAACGUCUGUCAAGACUACUAAGACCAGCACAUACAUAAUUCCUUUUGCAGGGCCGUAGCCAGGAAGAAACUACAACCGAGGCGAACACACGGUCCGUUGUACGAAAUCAGCCGUAUGAAAUCUUCUAAUAUUAUCAGUCUGAUAAAAAAAAUAAAAAUCGACAGUAUUUGGUAAAAUUUUACCGAGACGAGUGCCUCGGUUCGCCUCAUACUGGCUACGGCCCUGUUUUGUAAAUAUCAUCGUGAUAAAAACCCUGUUCUGUUUCAUUAUCCAUCACUUUCCUUUGCACAGAAAGCUGUUGCAACUGCCAUUGGAUUAAGAACUGUAGUGAAGCUUGAAUCACAGAGAGAUCAACAUGUUAGACUCAGUUUGCAGAACUUCAACGUUACUUGCAAAUGGAAACAAGAUGAGCUUCAGAAAGAUGUCAACAGGCUUCUUGGUUAGUCCUUCCCCCUUUUUUAUUUUCUUUUUCUUUUUUGUUCUGGUUUAAAUACAGAAUACCGUUCCACUUUAAAGCAACCCCUAACGAAUUGGUGGAUACGGAAAUACUCAGUCACUGGGUAUCCGCUUAGUUAUGCACUUUGUCACUACAAUCCGCGCAUCCACUUAGUAAAUAUCUUUGAAAUAAUAGUCACUGCAUAUCCGUGUAUCCACUUCCAGUGUUCUCUCUAAAUUUUAGCUCGGCAGGCAAGGGAUCAUUCAUGGCUAGUAAGGCAAAAAAUAUGUGUCAGAGAUGUACUUUCUUGGAGGGGAGAGGGGGUAGUGCCGUGAGGGACAUGGCCCCGCCCUUGGGAGCUAAGUUCUCUGAAACAUUAUUCCCUCAUUUUUAGAUCUACCAUAAAACUCCAAAAAUUCCCCCCUACAUGUAUAAGCCCCUCCAAAAAUAAGCACCCCAAACUCCAAAAUGCAAAAACACCUCCGUUAAAUUACCCCUCCAAUAGCACCUGUGGGCUUGUACUUGGAAAUUGUCCUCAAAUUCAAAAAACAAACAAACAAAACAAAAACAGUGUACAGUAACACGUGAAUUUGCCAAAAAACUAUUAGUUUAUCAGUUUAUUACUGUUUGGGUAGUUCACUCUUCACUCUAGGCUAAAGUUUUGUUUUUAUAAGAUUCAUGAUCUUUUGGUAUGAACAGAGUUCCGUACUUAAUCAUUGACAUUACUUUACCUUUGAACUAAGUUUGCAUGGCUCAGUUUUAAAAGGCCUAGGUCCUCACAGUGAGUUCAGUCAGUAAAAACUUCAUGCAAAUUACUGACAAAUUUUCUUCCACCUAUAAGCUAGCCUAAUCAAUUUUGAGAUGCAAAUUUCCCUCCAAGCAUAAGCAUAACUGAUUUUGGAACAAAAGAAAUCUAAGCCGAAUCAUCCAUUGUCAUCUUAAGACAACAAUUAUUAAAAACGUUUGAUUCUGUUUUGCCACUCAGUAACUUUCCAGUUUUUAAUUUCUGCUAUUUUCUUUUUACUGAUUGCAAUGAGUUGAACUUGCACAAAUUGCAUAAAUUAACCAGCUCUUUUAGUUUUUGAACCUAAUUGGUUUAUAUGGCUACAUCUUCUAUGGAUUAACUUGUAUGUUAAUGAGCAAAAAUGUAAACAAUGACAUCACAUUGAAUCUGGCUACACACUUAUAUGCAUAUAAAGCUUGUGGUAUGUGUAUUUGUCGUUCUUAAUGCCUUUGAAGGUGAAAAGUGCAUAAAAGCAAUAAUUGCGUAUCAGCUCUUUCAGGGUUACAGCUUCAAAGUGACAAGGUUUUCGGAAGUUACUCCUUUUUUGUAUGUUUGUUUGUUUGAUUUUUAGGGCAAUGAAAAGAGCAAUGAAAAAGCAGGCUAAAACUUAGCAAGAUCACAUGUUUUCAUCUUGUUCUCUCUGGAUAUGCUAACCUACCCCAUAAUUUCACAAAUUAUUUAGUUUGUGACGUGAUCACUCUUCUUGUCAAUUGAGCCUAGUUGAAAAAUGUCUCACCAGUGUAAAGGGAGUUACAUCUUUCCCCUUUUAAUAAAUUGUUACACAAGAUGAAUUUUAAAGCAUCUGAAAUAUGAGAAAUAGGACUAUUGUCACAAGUUAUAAAAAAUUAGCCCAAAUACCAACAAACUUCCCUUGUUUCCCUGUAUUUACCCAAAACAGACAGAAGAGUUCAAACUAGAGGCACAACUGUGUGGCUUUCAAAUGAGUAAGAUUCAUGUAGGAAGUAACAGUCUUCAAAUGCAAUGUAUAGUGAAAUAUUAAAACAACAGUCCAUAUGAAUAAACAUUAUGCUUGCGUGACUAUAAUGUAUUGAAUUGCAGUUUAUUCACCUUAGGCAAGUGACCAUGUGCUUUGAUUUAGUCAGCUGACACUGACCUGUUUUACGCAUACUUGCAUACUAUCUUGUGCAUGCACCAGAGGGCAAUUUGUGCCAGAAUGAAACACCAAGCCCAUUUUUGAGCCCAGGCAUUUCCUUCAAAAGCCCAAACAAAAAGAAAGACAUAAAGGUGAUGUUACACAGGAGGAUUCGCAACGACGAUUUUUAGUGCAACACUGCUUUGCAAUAUUGGAACCAUGCUUAAACCAUUCAAAACAAUGAUGCAACAAUGUUGUUUCACUUUGUUGCAGUAAAAAUCAUUGUUGCUGAUCAUCUCAUGUAACAUUACCUUGGUGAAGAAGUUAUAGGUUUCCAUCUGGGGAGCGGGGCGGAGGGGAUUCAGGAAUUUUUGGGCAGGGAUGUGCCACUGGGACCAUGGAACCCUUAGCCUCCUGAGCUAGUUCAGCUGAAUUUUACUACCCUAUCAGUGUCCAACAGCCCGGGGCAAGUGGAUUUUGCGACUGGGCUAGUGAAUUCUGUGCUUAACUUGCCCGACGGGCAAGAGAAGAUUUUUCGGAGAACUAAAAUUACAGAAGUACUGUAAGACAAAAUGUUUUAAAUUCCUAAUAAAUUCCUGCGGACCGAAAGUCGCUCCGACGAAGUGAAAUCUGCUUAAACAAGAGGAAGUAUCGCAUAACAUGUCAGACGAGACAAAUUGAGAUCCCGCGCGUAAAGGAAAAGCAGAUAUUGAAAAAACUUUGGAGGUAAAUGUUGCCUGUGUCUAAUUCUUACUGAUUCAGAGAAAGCUGUUUGUCUAAAUUUUGCUUCAUAAUUAUUUGUGAGGAACCUAAAGGUUUUGAUCCUGAACUCCUGUGAGGAAUUUAUCAUGGUUUUAGCAAAUAUUGGUCACGUGCAUUUCAGUAUGGUAAAUUCUAGACACUGGUACUGUAGGUGUUUGUUGAUUAAAAUGUAUAGAUGAAAAGUUGCCAGAAAUAAAACAAACGUUUUUGUUCUUUUGAAACCUAAAACCUUUGGUUAGUUGUAACAAGACGAACCACAAAUUUGCAUAAUUUUUGUUUGCCUGACAUUUGCUCACUGAUGCGUGACUUGGCUCUCGCACUUUUCACUUUCCCGUGAACUUGAACCUUGACUUGGAAAACCGACUCCUAAACAAACCUUCUUCAGAAAAAUGAUCUGCAGAAUGCAUUACUUUUGAAUGAGAAGCAAACUGAUGAAAGUUAUCAAAUUUUUAUGCGCUUUAAUAAUAUAAACAUCUCCCCUGUCAGCGGCUAAGAAAUACUCCUGCGGGAAAUUGCGCGGCAAAUUGCAGAAUGAAGCGCUUUCACUGGCAGCUUUUCGCGUUGUCUACGUUGUCUUUUAGUGUGUCCAUUGAGAACUUUGGUUUCACGGUCUCAACACCGUUUUUUUUUUUAAAAAAAUGUUUUUCUAAAUUGUAAAAUGUCUAAAAUGCAUGUUAAUCAUUCACGUGUUGUGGUGGACUUAGAAAAAAUUCUACAGUGUGUCAGCGCCGAGAGCAAAACAGCAAAAAAUCAAACUAGUUCAAGACAUCGGGAGUGAAUAUUGCGUUGAACUCAAAGCGUUACAGAAGAUUGAGUAUUUGAACAUUUUCACAAGAGGUUAACCAGUAAUAUGUAGUUUUUAGCAUUGUGUUCAAAGACAAACAUUUGUCUGUUAUUCCGACCUUCAUUCUGUUAGCUUCACUUAAAUUGCUUAUUUCAUCAUUGUGAGUUGACUUUCAAGACAAAGGCAUUUAUAAUCGAAAGGUGAACACUGAAUUAUUGUACUAGUGUGUCAAGAGUAUCUUACCAGGUCUACUUAUAGUUCACACUUUUACGGUUAUUUAUUGCUUUUGUUAAAUAACUACAGCUGAUUGUAAUGAAUAAAUGAAGCCAGUAAUUUAUUAACUUACAGUGUAAUUAAGAAAGCAAUAAUUAAUUAAUAAUUUUUCACUCUGCUCGCGGAAAAAAUUUUUCGGAGUAGUAAAAAUGACUUUCGAGCUAGUAGAUGUUAGUUACAGCUUGCCCAAAGGGCAAGCUGUAAAAUUGACUUUCUUUGCACCCUGCCUAUAAUGGAGAUACCUCCCCAAAUGCCCCCUAUCCUAUGGUAGCUGUUUUCCAGAAACUACUGAGGUCACUAAGCACCAUCCAGCCAGAACAAAAUCUUCAACCAAUUGACCACUCCACCCGUGGGAGUUAAAAUGGCCCCAAGAGAAACUGAAAACAAUGCUCAUGCAAAAUUUUGGGGUGACAAACAAAGAACAUUAUGUUAUGUUAUGUUUUUGAUUGGUCAAUUAAUCACUAGACCUUAACUUAGCUUUAUUAUUCCAUCGUUCAUGUAGGUACUGACUCAGUAAAGCCAAAGCCCAGGGCUUAUACGGCCUGUGGUCAGAAUGACAGAAAUUAUUUUAUAUAGAAAAGGAGACUGUAGGAUAAAUUGAGAAACGAAGAUUAAGUAAGCUUACAUGCAUGCAGUCCUUAUAAGACUGAUGACAAAUAAACUAACAAUGAACCUAUGAGAAUCUGGCGCUAAUUCAAUUCAGGCUGAAAAAGUAAAGUCUUAAAUUCUUUUUAAAGUUAGUGGUAGUGACACUGUUAAGGACAGUCAAGGGGAUAUCAUUCCAAAUAAUCGGGGCUUGACAACUAAUAACAAAUUGAUACCUGAGGGACAUUUUUAUGCAAGUUAAAACAGGAAUGAGUUAGAUAAUCAUGAAAAUUAAUAUUAAAGACCCAAAUUCCGUCUAUUUGUAUACCUUAUCCCAGGGUAAACUGCUUUAAAACCUUACCCUUUACAGUGGCACAUACCCAAAUAGACCAAAUGUGUCAGUACCCCCAGGGUUUCCACUUAUAUAUUGACUAUCUAUUACUGUUUCAGCUUUUUCAGGUUGUUCUCGUGAGGCAACAGAGUUGUUCAACAAAUUUGUAGAACACUGUCAACAAAUGGAAGAAACUAAGAAGCUUAUGAUAAAUGCAAUCAGGGUUUUUGUUUUCCUAGUUGGAAAGAUUGUGAAAGACGUUAACGGGUGAGUGGCGCAGGGGGUACUCCUUACAAUGACUGAGGCUCCACCUGAAAGGGUUGCCUUUUUAAGGGUUCAGGUAUAUGAAAGGGUAGGCAGGGCUGUCGUUAAAAUAGACAGGAGAAGUCAUUAUGUCAUGUUGCCAUGGUAGCAAAAUUUUUGGAUGAAACAAACCAGUUAAGUCACUUUAAAGUCUAUUCGCACUAUUUCAAACUUUACCGAUUAGAUCUUCGGGAAACUUUCUUUGGGACCUUAUAUAUUGUUAUCUCAGUUUAGAAAAAGAAUACAACAAUUUUUUUUGUUGUGUUCUCCUACUCCAUAAAGCAGGCUUGUGAAAUUAGGAAGUUUCAUGUCGUAGUGGUGAAACAAUGACAAAGAAAUGUACAAAAUAGCAUCUUGUUGUUUGUGAAUAUAAACAUAUUAUUUUUUGUGCCAUUCUCCUUGCUGUCACAGUCGUCGUUGGUUUUGUUGUCAUCCAGAAAUAGUGUCACCAUGGUAACAUGACGUCACACUUCUCCUCUCUAUUGUAUAGCUAGGAAAUUCUGUUGGUUUUAUUCUCCUCUUGUGUCCUAUAAGAGUAGCCAAGGCUCACACUCAUAGUAGCUGGGGAAAAUCGCCGACCCCCAGCUCUUAGUGACAGCCCUGGGUAGGGAUUCUUGAAUUAUAUGAAAGGGUAGGGAAAUCUGUCAUUUGGCUCUGUAAAAAGGCUAAAAAGGGCUAUGAUCCCUGUCAAAUGCAUUUUAUGGCUGUGAAAAAGUUUUGUGAUUCAUUCAAACAGUUGACUGCUGAUAACUCAAGCCCUCGUUAACUCGAACCGAAGUCGAUUUCCCCUUUAUUUCCUUCAUACAUUAACCCUUUAAACCCCAAUAUCCACGUACAAAUUCUCCAAACUGCUCUCUAUACGUUUCCUUCAAGAAGAAGUUGAGAGAAUUUGAUAAAAGAUCAAGGCAUUUUUCCUUAGGUGAUCAUUUUAUUAAUUCUCAUUACCUAAUCUCAUGACAUUGUAUGGAUAUCAUUAGGAGAAAAUUGACGUUAGUGACUAUUGGGACUUAAAGGGUUAACUGUAAUACCCUUGGUAACUCAAACCCACAAAAACUCAAACCUUCUGCUAACUCAAAGUGAUUUUUGUUUCCCUUCAGAUCAAUGCUAAAUAAUUUUACCCUCAAUAACUCGAACAAUGUCAUGAGUUCAUGACAAGUUGGGAAAAAACCGUGUACCGAGUUCAGAAACAUUGAAUUUAUUUCAAAACAACUGUUUCAGUUCUUUGUCUUUUCUUUUUUGUGACUCCAGUUUAAAUUCAGUAUCAAUCCCAGUAUACUUAAUUGUUGCUUAAUUGCAUUCCCUCCCCAUUAUUUUCGUCAAACUCCCCAUACAGGUAACUCAAUUUUUUUUCGAUUUCCUUAGAAGGUUCGAGUUAAAUCAGGAAUCGACUGUAUCUAUAAAAACAGUGCAUUUAUGGGAGUUAAAAUAAAUGAUAAGUUCAGAAUUAGACUACAGGCUGUAGGUAUGUGAAAGGGUACCAUUUGUCACUAGGAUGUAUAUGAAACAUGAGUACCCUCUCUGUCAGAAUGGUAUAAUAAAAAGGGUAAGGGGUUGGACCUUGGAAAGAGCCUCCCCGUAUUAAUUAUUUUAUGUACAUGUUCUUAUGGGGAGUGUAUGGAAGGGAGGCUUGUCUACAUUAGUGGUACCUGUGCAGUGCAUAUGAAAAUGCUAUAGUAGACCAUUUUGCAGUUGUGGACUAAGUACCCUAGCGUUCUAGUGAAUGUGAGGCUGAGGUUGACCUUGUUCUGAUACAAACCUCCUUUGCUUUGUUAUGAAAAUACUAGUUAGCAUAAGAAUAACUUGAUUUACAAAAUAAAGCAGGAAGGUUUGUAUCAAAACAAUGUCACCUCCAGCCUCGCUUCCAUCCAUAACUGUAAAAUGGCCUAUUCCCUCUGUAUUUAACAGAACAUAACAACUUUAUUUAAAUGUUGAUGUCUUUUGCUUUAAAAGUUAAUUGGGGAAGCUAAAAUAUUAGGAAAAAAUUAUAAAAUGAGUUUAUACAUGAUAUCAACAGGUAAAUUUAUAAUAAUAUUCUCUAAAAUCUCAAAUUCAAAAGUUAAAAUUUAAAAGUUUAAAGAUUCUGGAGUCAUCCCCACUAAAAUAUACAGAAAAUACUAAAAAUAUUUCUUAAAAUUCUCAAGAACUACAAGGGCUGAUCUAGGAUUUUUCUUAGGAGGGGGGUGCAGCACUAAGUAAUAAAAAAUGUAACUGACUGAUGACAUAAACAAAUUUUAGUACAGAAUACCAGUUGUAUUACAAACCUGCACAUCAUCUCAGGGGGUGGGAGGGAGCUGCACACCCCCUGCACCCUCCCCCUAGAUCCACCCCUGUUUAAUGUUGUUAGGUAGAAAUGGCAAGCUGCAAACCAUGUCCUGUAGUCUCAGUUCAGGGCUCGAAAUUAAAAAAGUCCUCAGGUCGCCAUUUGGCAACCAACCGUAGAAAUAUAGUCACCAGAUGCAAAAUUUAUGGUCGCCAGUUUGUAUAAUAUAAAUGACGCAGCUCAUAAUCAAGUAUGGCUCAAUCCAUCACAUUGAAAGCAAAGCAAGAUAAGAUGAAUAAUGUUUGUUUAUUUUAAGGAGGCAGCGUGGCCAAGUGGUUAGAGUGCUGGCCUUGGAAUUCGAAGGCCCCGAGUUCAAGUCCGGCUCUGACCACUACCUGGAUUUGCUAACAGUAGUCCCGAGUUCAAAUCCUCGGCCAUGCUUGUAAAUAGCCAGCUGGUUUGCCUCCGGCCAGUUGGGAUUCUUAACCCUGUUAAGUUCAAUUUGAAUUACUUGUCUCAGGCAUUUACUUGGCCCCACUAGCAUUGGUGCUAUAAAAUACUGCCGAGGGUGAAUAACGGAAUUAUUUAACUUCACUCUUUUAAUUUAAAUCUAAAUCAUUGAGAAACCGGGUUAUGAAAGGGGUGACUGAACCAGAAUUUUUAGUCGCCAAGGAGACAAUGUUAGUCACACUUGGGACCAUAUCGGUCACAAUUUCGCGCCCUGGACAUACAUAUAUACUUCACUCACUUAUUGAGGCCAAUCUCCUGACCAAGCCUCCAUGACAAAAUCUUUCCACACUUUUCUGUCUGGCAUUGCACUUUGUCAGUUAAGCUUGAAAAGGGAGUUUUGAUCCACACGAGUUUAUUGAAAAUUUUAAGUACUAAAUGUGUAAUCUGAAUUCCAAAAAACUUCACUUGCCUAUCGGGCAAGUUAAAAACAGAAUUAGCGAUCGAACAUGACUUUCUCUAAAUGCCAUUGUAUGAUCAUAAAUUAUUUGAUUUAGUGCCAUUCCUCUUUUAUUGACAGACUGGGUUCCUUCUCAGUUGAAAUUAACUCAUCAAUUCCUAUUGGUUCUGGUCUUGGUUCUUCGGCAUCUUACAGUGUCUGCCUUGUCACAGCCCUCCUAGCAGCCAUGGAAGCAAUUCCUUCAGUUCAGGAAACAACUACUGCUACCUUAUCCAUUGCCAAGGGUGAGGGAACUAUUUCUCUGCCUCAUCAAGAUCUUGCAUUAAUCUGUCACUGGAGCUUAGAAGCUGAAAAGCUAGUUCAUGGGAACCCAUCAGGAGUAGACAAUUCUAUUUGCACAUAUGGUAUGUGGAAAUUACUUCUUCUUUAACCGCGGCAGGAUUAGCUCAGUUGGUAGAGCACUUGACUUCAGAGCGGGAGGUCGUGGGUUCAAUUCCUGGGACCAGACCAACACUCAGGGUCUUAAAAUGACUGAGAAAGGAGGUACUGCCUUUGCCCUGCAAAUGGCUAGACCUUCGCGUGGCUCAGAUGACCAUGUAAAAUGGCGGUCCGAGAGACAUAAAAGUAUAGUGCCCCCAGUUAGUGCUUUCGUGCUAAAUACAUUGACACUAAAAUAAAGUGCUUAUUUUUUCUAAUAACAUAAGGGCACAGUCAAUUGAUCCUUUUCUGGAAAAUAGAGUACAGGUACUCUGAAAAUCUAAAAGUUUUCCUUUUUUAUAUGCCAGUAUUCUGGUGUGUUUUAAUACAGUCAUUUAAUAGUUACCUGUAUGUUCUUGCAUGCUUUCUCUUACAGGAGGGGCUCUAACAUUCGAAGAUGGUACUUUAAACUGUUUGACAAGGUAACUUAAAUGGUUGUACACAGUGAACUUAAUGCCCCUUCCAGGGAUGUCACUAUAGAUUUCAAGCUGCCUGAUACAACAAGUAGACAGGAAAUCAAACAGCUCAGGAUUUCUUUUGGUUCUAUUUUUCUUCUGUCUUCCAAUAAAUUUUAGUAUUAAAGUUCUUUGGGGCCAAACUACUUUCAUAAUAUCCGGGGGAAGUACCCUGCCCUUCAGUCCUGUACUAUUGUUUACAUUUUUUGUUUGCUAUUAUUCCUGUAAUAGUGGGCAUCAGUCAACAAAACACUUGGGUAAACCAUUCAGAGGAUAGUGGCAACAGUCAAGUCAAAUUUCCCUUAGAGUAAGGAAUAAUCAAUGGGUUUAUACGUUCUUGAAGCCUGUUAAAUGUACUCCUCUGUUUAUGUCUUGUUGUCUUGGCAACAACAAGGUAUAAGUAGCUAUAAGAGCAAAAUUAUGAUAAUUUUGUUGUCAAUCUGGGAUUUGUUGAAUAUGAUCUAACUGUGAGCUUCAUACUCUUUGCCAUAGAUUACCUCAACUAAAGAUUCUCAUAACUAAUACUAAGGUUGCUCGCAGUACAAAGGACUUGGUGUCCGGUCUCAGAGAAAGAUAUCAGCAGGUAUUUUGUUUGGAAGUACGGUAUACAUGUACAUGUAGUUUAGUAGGUGAAAAGAGGGAAUUAUACCAUGAUUAAUCAUAACUACAACAAAAUUCUCAAACUGAUUGGCUAUCAUCUGUCCUGAUUUCAGCACUAAAAGGACAGUGUAAUAGGACAGCAUGUGUCAUGCUUCUGUGUAAUUGGACAGUAUGCACCAUCAUGCAUACUUAAAUGGCUUUUUUUCUUUCACUGCUAGCAAGAAAACUUUUGGAAUUUUUUGUAUUUUUUGUUUUCAAGAGGGCUAAAACAUCACAAAUUUUCUCAUAGUAAGUUAUGAUUAAUUAUUGGUAACAGGACUCUGUUUCACAAGUAGGCAAGUUUGCUCCUGAUAAAAAAAAUUGUUGAAGACAACAUUUGAUGGAAGUCAAACUUCAUUCAUUAUAACUCGACUUCAUGAAACAUUAGGGCCAUUUAUACGAGGAAAAAUAAGACACGCCUUACAUAAGACGCGUCUUAAAAAAAACGCGAACUUUACGUAUAAACGGAUUAGAUUAGACAUGCUCGUAUAAAUGGUACAGUUCGCGUCUUAUUUAAGACGCAUCUUAUGUAAGACGCGUCUUAUUUUUCCUCGUAUAAAUGGCCCUAUUGUGCAACAUUGUGUAACAUGGUGUCCAAAAAUAUGGAAUAUGUUGGUCCAAUGAUGUUGAACACCGUUGCAUCACUUGUUCAGCCGGGUUUAAGGUUAAAGGUUUGUUUAUAGUGGAAGUGCACCUAUCCAGCUAGUUUACAGGCACUCCACUCAAAUAACUAGAAACAAACAAUGAAUUAGUUAAAUUGAAUAAAUAAUAAUGUAUUUGAAAAACCCCAACUGGCAGGAGGCAAACAGUUGGCUAUUACAAGAGUGGCCAAUGAUUUGAACUUGUAGCUUGCGUAGCUGGUGGUCUUUGUUCCACACGUGUAAAAAUAAAAAAUGUGAAGCCACCAGAAAAAUACAGUAUGUAAAACCAUUGUUUUCUCAUUGUUCCCGCCUCAAUCUCUUUGCGGCUUCAUGACUCACUUACUCAUUUGCAUGUUCGUCAAACAAACCCAUCAGCAACACAGGCUAUAUUGAACAAGUCCAGGUUUUGGUUAGAGCAGGACUUGAAACCAGGACCGCUAGAAUGUGAGUCUGAUGCGCUGAACACCCGGCAAUGUUGUCUCCUCUAGUAUAGGUAAUAUCCUCUACAUGUGUUGUGUUUUACUUCUCUCUCUCUCUCUCUCUCUCUUUUUAUCAGCUUCCAACUGUGUAUAGUCCCUUGUUUGAUGCCAUUGGUGCUAUUGCAGAUGAGUGCUGUGUUUGUCUAGAGAAGCUCUAUCAUGCUCAAGGU
Porites evermanni is the source of this 11468-nucleotide messenger RNA. Lineage: Eukaryota; Metazoa; Cnidaria; Anthozoa; Scleractinia; Poritidae. The record is from the annotation of a GenBank genome assembly.